Talaromyces proteolyticus is the source of this 1921-nucleotide messenger RNA. RefSeq lists its product as uncharacterized. Gene Ontology annotation, biological process: regulation of transcription by RNA polymerase II. The record is from RefSeq and is a predicted model, not a curated record. The transcript has 3 exons. Bases 1 to 1539 code for a protein of 512 amino acids. Lineage: Eukaryota; Fungi; Ascomycota; Eurotiomycetes; Eurotiales; Trichocomaceae. Gene Ontology annotation, molecular function: RNA polymerase II cis-regulatory region sequence-specific DNA binding; DNA-binding transcription factor activity.
AUGGCUGUACCAGUACGGGUACGCCUCGCUCGCCGCUUCCAUCCCUCACCAUCCGACCACGAGGGAAUCUCUCCCCAGUCCUUCCUCCUGGAUCCUUCAGCCGGGCUCGGCGGCCGGUUCUGGUCUUUAGAAACGGGCGGCAACGUCCACGCGAACGUGAACGUCAACGUCAACUUGGGAGGAAACCCUGUUACGCUUGCUCCUGCGCCGUCGCUCGACGCCGAGUAUCUUCGCCCGCUCCCAGACUUCAGUCGACAGUCAGGCAACCUGGCGGCUCUCGCAGUUCCCCCACCCGGGAUGGGCACUGCGCUGGACGCGCUGAACACAGCUCAGCAGCCGCUGACGGCUCGUCGUCCUGCCGCCUCGAAUCUGCCUGCCUUUGAGCUUCCCCCGCCCACCAACUUUGGCCAGGUGCAUGCGACUUCAAAAUUGCCCUUGUUGUCACCAGUAAAUGCCAUUUCCUCCAACGUCAGCAAUCUGCUUACUCCUCCCCCCAACUCCUCUGCUGAACACUCCGCGUCUAUCCCCCCAGGGUCGAGCGCGGAUGUACCAUCCUACUCUGCGCUGUGGCAAAACCAGAAUUCCUAUAGCUACGCGCCUCCUGCUCACCCGUCCUGGGGCCCCAGCUCAUCUGGUCUUUACCCACCCCCGCGAGGCGGCAUUUCACCCUCAGUCGGGCCGUUGGGUCGGAACAGCGCGUCGCUGCCCUCGUCCACAGAAGGCAUGUCGCAGUACGAUCUCAAUCACCUGCCCCCUUUCCAACAACAGCUCCCCUCUUCAUCACCCCCUACGCAACACCCCCAGCACGCGAUUGCUCACACGAUGAUCGCCAACACCUUACCCUCAACAUCGACCGCGCCAUCCCAUCCCAUGGUGGCCGGUGAUCCGUACGGACCCAAAACUCCCGGAGCGCCGUUAUUCAGUCCAUCGCAGUCGGUCGCGCACGGCUAUCCGCCUGUCUCGUAUGGAGCACAAAGCGGAUUGGGAAUUCAUGCCUCGCGAAUGCCAUCUGCACCGGCCCAGUCGCCGCCCAUGCAACCGCCACAGCUAGGCUAUAGUCGGCCACCGUGGCCGUCAUAUUCGCUCCCCGCGAUGACGGGGCCGGUGAUGACCAACGUGCACAAUCCCAGUGGUCAAAUGUCCCUGAUGGGGAAUAUGCAGACGGGGCUGAUGCCGGGCUUCACCAGUGGCCAUCUGGCGAGCAUGCAGCAUAUGUACGGCGGACACCCGUCACAUCACCAGGGACAUGGCCAGCCUGCGCCACCAAACGACCGACCAUUCAAAUGCGACCAAUGUCCGCAAAGUUUCAAUCGAAAUCACGAUCUCAAACGACACAAAAGGAUCCAUUUGUCGGUAAAACCGUUUCCGUGCACGCAUUGCGACAAGAGUUUUUCACGAAAAGAUGCUCUGAAGCGACAUUUGCUCGUCAAAGGAUGCGGAAAAAACACGGAUGGUGGCUCAGCCGUCAAGGACGACGAAGCCCUUACCAAGACCGACUCGCACAGCGAUCGGGCGAGCCCAUUGUCAAAUGGCGCUUGACAUUUGUCAUUCAAUGUCAGUAUUAUAUUCAGUAUUCAACAGUUAGUCGGUUAGUCGGUUCCUCGUCAGGUCAUUUAAGCAAGGUGUCGGGAUGGUUUGUAUCGUUUUGUCUGUUUGAAUUGAAAUGGGUAUCGAGUUGCACUGUAUGUAUUGCAUGUUUGAUUGAACUCGAGGCGACGUGGAUGUGUUUAACUCCAGCAUUUGAUUAUGUUAUGUAUGAGAUUAGGGUUUUUUCUCCUGGAUUGGUUUUGGUUAAUGUUAUGUAUUCGGAGUGCGUGUCUCUGUCUGUCAUGGAGUCUGGUCGCGACUUUGUGAUGUUUGAUGUCUAUCUACAUACGCUUUGCAUACAUAGUACCCAAAAAUAUUUAUAUUUUAUAUUUUU